Molecule: messenger RNA, 633 nt
Organism: Macrosiphum euphorbiae (potato aphid)
Lineage: Eukaryota; Metazoa; Arthropoda; Insecta; Hemiptera; Aphididae
Source: the annotation of a GenBank genome assembly
AUGCAUACUGUACACAGUUUUAAAAAAUCAUACUUUUCCCAUUUGAAUAGAUGCAUGCAUUGCAACAAAAUAAGUGUGCUAAACCCGGUCUUUAAGUGCACGGGUUGUUCCAUGGUAAGUCACCAAAGGUGCUUGGAAAGAAAUCAGUACACCAUUAACGAACGUCUGAGGUUAGAAAAACGUAUUGUCAAAGACCAAAAAGCACCAGUGAAAAUCAAGUACAAUGAACUUGGGGAGCUUCUAGAACCCGAUUACCUGUAUAAUAUUUUGGUAAUAGAAAAACGACACCCAAUAUCGUUGAUGUCAGAAGAAUACCUGAAAGCAAGGCAUGCAGAACACGAAUCCUUGUUUUCUGCCAUUCGGGCACGUGAUGUUUUGGAAUCGUAUACCACGGAGCCGAUGUCGAGAAGAUCCGGUCAGGAACCUAAUGCUACAGUUACAGUAACAGUUACAGAACCAGAACAAAGUACAUUAAUGUCUACACAGGAAAUGAGUGCAGAAGCGCUAGAGCCAUUAGUCUCUGCAGCGCCAGACACUAAUUUAGAGGAACGGGGACGAAGUUCUGUGUCACUAGAACUCGAUGAAGGGGCACCAAAACUAGGUGCAAGAACACCAGAACCUGGAAGUGCUUGA